AUGGGAGAGGAGGGGCCGACCCCCCGUGGGCGAAGCUGGCUGGCGGCCCUGCUCCGGCUGCUGCUGCUGCUAGCCACGGGCAUACGAGGAUCCUGGCCAGUGGUCGCCCGCGUCCCUGUUCCAGCUCCAGUGGAGGCAGCGACUGAGGAGCCCGGGCGGCAGGCGGGUGGCCAGCGGAUUGGCUAGGAGCAAGGUGCUGUGUGCGGGAGGCCCAAGGUGACGGGGAAGAUCUACGGUGGCCAGGAUGUGCUGGCCGGCCAGUGGCCUUGGCAGGCCAGCCUGCUGCACCAGCACACACACAUCUGCGGAGCUGUCCUCAUCGACUCCCUCUGGCUGGUGUCCACCGCCCACUGCUUUCUCAACAAAUCCCAAGCCCCAGCAGACUACCAGGUUCUGUUGGGAAGCACACGGCUGUACCAGCACGGCCAGCACACCCGGGAGAUGUCUGUGAGCCGGAUCAUCGUGCACCCAGACUUUGAGAAGCUUCACCCCUUCGGGAGUGACAUAACCAUGCUGCAGCUGCACGUGCCUGUGAACUUCACCUCCUACAUCGCCCCCGCCUGCCUCCCGAGCCCCGGCAUGCAGCUGUCCAGCAACUUGUCCUGCUGGAUAACCGGCUGGGGGAUGCUCAGCGAGGACCAACAUCUGCACUCGCCCUUCCAUCUCCAGGAGGGUAAGGUGAGCCUCAUUGAGAACAAGUUCUGUAACAUCUUAUACAGACGAAAACUUAGCAACAGCAAGACCUACUCAGUGCAGGAGGAGAUGCUGUGUGCUGGUGAUUUCUCGACAGGGAAGGCCACCUGCCACGGCGAUUCCGGGGGGCCUCUCGUCUGCAACCUCCUCAGUGCCUGGGUUCUGGUGGGGCUGGCCAGCUGGGGCUUGGACUGCCGGCACCCUAUCUACCCCAGCGUCUUCACCAGGGUUGACUACUUCGCCGACUGGAUCGACAAGAUCCAGAGGCUCACACCUCCCCCUGAUCCCACGUCUGCUCCUCAGACGCAGUUUCCAGAUCAGCCUUGGCAGACUGCUGGCUCGUCCGGGCACAGCACAACCUUCAUGUCUCCCCAGACCUGGUUCCUGCUGCUGUUCAUGCUCAGGGGCCCGCAGCAGGCCCUGUGGUGA
Molecule: messenger RNA, 1122 nt
Organism: Puma concolor (puma)
Lineage: Eukaryota; Metazoa; Chordata; Mammalia; Carnivora; Felidae
Source: RefSeq, a predicted model, not a curated record